UUGCUCCUCUUCCUCUUAUAAUGAAAGUCACACAACUGCGUUUUGAAUUUGGCAACAGCUUAGGAUCCUUACUAUCCUUGGCGUGAUGGCUUGGAAAAACCCCCUCCUUCCACAUCAUUCCUUUCGAUGGCACCUGGAAAGCUCUCGCCUGCGGCUUUCAUUAUAUAACGUCGGUUAUUUCACUUUUAAGGUGAACUUGUUAAGGACGACCUCGACGAUAUAUAAUGAAAGUCGCUACAAUUGUAAAUAAAUAUUCAAUAUUUUGGAAUUGGCCACAGUCUAAUCUUUCAAUUAAUUAAAAAAUAAACAGAAUAGUAUUUGUAGUGACAUCAAAAUUUUAAUGCAAUAAACAAUCACCUUUUAACAAAAUUCAAUAAAAUUUGGCAAAUUAACAAAAUUAAUAGUUAUCGAACAAAUGGGCACCAACUAUCAAUAUAUACCGUGCGCUUUACAAGACGAGCUCAGCCGCAUCGCUAAUGCAAUAGUGGCACCGGGCAAAGGUAUAUUGGCGGCCGAUGAAUCGCCCGGUUCUAUGGAAAAAAGAUUUUCACCGUACAAUUUACCAAACAGCGAAGAAAACCGACGUCAAUAUCGCCAACUCUUGUUUACGACCGAAAAUCUACCGGACUACAUAUCGGGUGUUAUAUUACAUAACGAAACUCUCUACCAAAAAGCAGAUAGUGGCAAGACAUUUGGUGAUUUGCUGCGACAUCGUGGCAUAAUCGUGGGAAUAAAAGUGGAUAAGGGCAUUGUACCGCUGCCUGGUUCCUUAGAUGAGGGUACCACAGAGGGUCUUGAUGAUCUCUAUUGCCGUUGCGGCAAAUACAAACGUGAUGGUUGUGAUUUUGCGAAAUGGCGUUGUGUUUUGAAGAUCGGCAAACAUACACCCUCUUAUCAGGCGAUUAUGGAGAAUACGAAUAUUCUCGCGCGUUAUGCCUCCAUAUGCCAGUCGCAGGGCAUUGUACCGAUCGUGGAACCAGAAGUGCUGGUCGAUGGUGAUCAUGACAUCAUUAGAGCUCAAAAGGUGACGGAAACUGUUUUGGCCGCUCAAUACAAGGCAUUGAAUGAUCAUCACGUGUUCUUGGAGGGCACACUGCUGAAACCGAAUAUGAUAUUACCCGGUCAAAGUUCUUGCCGAAAGAAUUCACCUGAGGAAGUAGCAUAUAUAACUGUGCAAAGUUUUCUUAGGACAGUACCAGCUGCUGUACCAGGCAUCGUUUUCCUUUCCGGUGGCCAAUCGGAGGAAGAGGCUGCAGUCCAUUUAAAUGCUAUAAACACUAUAAACUUGAAACGGCCAUGGGAGCUUUCAUUCUCUUACGGACGUGCACUACAAGCUUCGGCGAUGGCAGCUUGGGCUGGCAAAAAAGAAAACAUACCACUUGGUCAGGCCGAGCUUAAGAAGAGGGCUAAAGCGAGUUCGCUAGCCAGAAGUGGUAAAUAUGUUGCUGGUUCCAUACCGCCCUUUAAAGCGGAACAAAGUUUAUUUGUAGCUGAUCACAAAUACUAAGAAGCCGAGAAUGGCAUCACAUAUUAACAGAUAUUAUUGACUUAUACUUAAGCCCUAGCACUUAGAAAUUGAAACAAUAAAAAUUGUAUUACAUGAAACGAA
Bactrocera oleae (olive fruit fly) is the source of this 1609-nucleotide messenger RNA. RefSeq names its product fructose-bisphosphate aldolase. NCBI's taxonomy places the organism in Eukaryota, Metazoa, Arthropoda, Insecta, Diptera, Tephritidae. Gene Ontology annotation, molecular function: fructose-bisphosphate aldolase activity. Gene Ontology annotation, cellular component: cytosol. Gene Ontology annotation, biological process: glycolytic process; fructose 1,6-bisphosphate metabolic process. The record is from RefSeq and is a predicted model, not a curated record.